AUAUGUCAUAUUGAUAGUGUGUGUGACGCAAAAUGGCUGAACUAAAAAGGUUGAAAGUUUAAAUAAAUGCUUUUUUCUUUUGAGUAUUCGAAUAUUUUUAAAAUAGAAUUUCAGUUUUUUUUGCUAAAUUAUGGUUUAAACGUCUCGUAAAAUGGCGACAAGAUACGCAGACGUUGAGGUCGUGUCUCCAAAAAUAGUGUGGGAUCCGAAAACAGUGGAAAUCAAGACACUUUCUGUUGAAAAAACAUUAGCACCACUUGUUCAACAGGUAACAACUUUAGUCAAUCAUUCAAAGAAAAAACAUGGGAGUGGUAAAUCUAAAAAGGCUCCACGACUGGCUAAAGAGAUUGACUUAGCAAUUACCAGGCUGGUUAAAGUAGGAGAAGAAAUUGCUGUAGAUUUUCAAGAGAUCAAAGAACCAAUGUUGGAAGCCUGUAAAGAGGCCUCAGCUGCUGGUGAUGUAAUGAGGGCCUCAUCUCGUGAAUUUGCAGCUGAUCCAAUAACUGCACCAAAACGUAAUUCAAUGAUACGUGCAUCCAGAGCAUUGUUAUCUUCAGUCACCAGGCUCCUGUGUGUGGCAGACAUGGCUGACGUGUACAGGUUGCUAACAACUCUCAAACUGGUUGAUAAAAGAUUAAAAGAACUUGAAAAAGCGCAAACGUCUGCUGAUUUAGUUCAAUCAUUUAAGAAUUACGGUGAUGAUUUAAUAAAAUUAGCAAGGUUGGCUGGUAUUCGACAGGCUGAUUUGAAAGAUCUAAGACAUCGGGAAGAAAUGGCAGCAGCACAAGCCACAUUGAGGAAAUCGAGUAGAAUGCUGUUAACAGCAUCAAAAGCACGUUUGAAACAUCCUGAAGUGGAGUCUGCAUACAACAACAAAGAAUUGGUUUUCAAAGAAGUAAAACAUGCGCUGUCUAAAAUUGCUGACACAGCACAAGCGGUGGGGCGGGGUGAGCGACAUCCAUUUGAAGAAAUUGGUUUUCUUGCAAAUGCACUGGACGAAUUGAUGGCACAAUUAGAUCAAGAGCCUGAAGAAUUUUACGAUCGUAAAGUUCAGUCCACCCUGCAGACACUAGUAGAUGAUAUUGUUGGAGGAGCUUCAAAACUAGCUGAGACUGUGUGUACGAGAGAUGUCACAAGGGAAAAGAUAUUUACAGAAUGUAAAAAUGUGAAAUCUUCUUUGUCAACAUUGCUUGAAGAAUGCAAUGAGGAGAAUAAAGAUAAUCCAGAGGAAAUUGAUGCUGCAAUAGGAACAGUUGAAAAUGAUGUGAAGGAUUUGUCUAAACAGUUACGUAAAUCUGUCGCCGAUCAUUUGUCAGACUCUUUCAUGGAUGCCAGUUCUCCAUUAACAUUGCUUAUUGAGGCUGCAGAGACUGGUGAUCAGAAAAAAAUUAAAGAAUAUUCUGACAGGUUUUCCAAGCAUGCAAGAAAAUUAUCAGAGGUAUCCACAUUAGCUUGUACUUUAUCAGAUAACGCUGAAGGAGUCAAAAUGGCCAGGAUUGCAGCUAGACAACUCGAUCUUUUUUACCCGCAGGUUCUAAGUGCUGCGACCACACUCGGUGCACGACCACAUAGUAAAGUUGCGCAAGAAAACAUGGACACGUUUCGUGAUGUAUGGGAAGAACAAGUGAGGCUACUCACCGAGGCUGUAGACGACAUCACCACAGUAGAUGACUUCCUGAUCGUCUCUGAGGGUCACAUUUUGGAGGACAUCAACUUAUGUGUAAAAGCAGUGGACGAGCGUGAUGUUGAAGCAUUAGAUUUGAAGGCAGGCGCUGUUCGCAGUCGCAUCACACGAGUGAGAGAAGUUGUUUCAGCAGAAAUGGAGAAUUAUGAAAGUGGACCUUUUACAGAAGCAGUCAAUCGCUCUGUGCAUAUUAUGACAAAUAACAUAAUGCCACAGUUUGUUGAAUAUGUCGAAUAUCUGAUCGAAGCGUUAAGCCAAGCUACUUUAGUUACUGACACUGACAAGAACUCAUUUAUUGACGCUGUUAGACUUGUUUACGAAGGGAUGAGAGAUAUUAGAAAGUCUGUUGCAAUGAGGAAGGUAUGGACCCGGUACCUUAAGGGCUACAUGCGGUAUUACUUUGUGCUAACAAAUGGAAGUUUUUUUUUUAAGCCUUCGAGUGAUUCAGAGAGUGAAUCUGAAGACGAUUGGGAUCACGAAGAAACGUUGCUGAGCAAAAUGGCGGAUGCGCUAGCAAAACGCAAAGAAAAAUUUGCUUACCAGCAACUGAAAGCCGGAGGAAAGGUUCAGUUUGAACUUCAUAGUGAAGGGCGUGACGACCCAGGCUGUCAAGGUAUUGCGUCCAUAGUUGUAAAUGGUGUGGAGCAUUGUCCCAAAAAGCAAGGUCACAAUGUUGUUGUGUUAGAUAAGGUUGGAGAUGUUAUUUCCACCAAGGCUUUCGAUACGGCGGAACAUCGCGAGGGCGCUGCAAUGUCCAAGUACCUAGAAGAUAUACCUGAGGACCACGUUGCACUGAUUGCUGUUCAAGGAACAUCAGGGGAGGGUGUUAGCGCUGCAAAUUCCGCUUUGAAACGACUUGGUGCAGUGGAGCCUAUCAAUCCUGGACAUGGUUGUUCUUGGGCAUUUGCUGGUUACAAAGGAAAUCACCGCGAUAAAAGCUGGGUGUCGCAAAUUUACCGACCUCGUUACCAGGGUCCGGCCAUGAUUUCUGAUACGAUCAAUACACCCGCAGCGGACAUGGGCAAAAUAUUGGUAGAAAUCAACUCAGAAGGUGCUGAAGAUGAACCCUACUUACGAAACGCAUCUAUCAAAGUAAACGGAAUCGAAAGAUGCCCCGUGGGACGCGGAAUGAAUAUAGUAUUGCUGGAUAAUGCUGGCAAUUACUUAAUGUCGAAGAAUUUUGAUACUGCAGAUCCACAGAUUGGUCCCAGUGAGGGCUACAAAAUGAAAUUGUUUCUUGAUAAUCUUCCCAAUGGAAGAAUUGUUUGCUUGUCAUCUUUAGAAAACGUUGGCGAUGGUAUGAAAGAGAUUGUUCCCGCUCUCCUUAACAUUGGCGCAGAACUACCUCUUAAUCCGAGUGAGAAUGGCUCGUUGGCCUUACUUGGAUACACUGGUCCCAAAGGAGCGGAUUGGGUAAAGCAAGUUAUUAGUAAGAGAGGCGAAGGUCCAUCAAAAAUCGUUGAAUUUUUCAUUACACCAGCUGCGGAGGAGGAAGUAAACGAGGGACACGAAGUGUUGUCAGACUAUGAAACGAUUAAUAUGGAUGAUUUGACACGCGAUUCACAAACUGAUAAUAAACAUACUGCUAUCAAAAGAAGUGCACGGUCUGUGAUGAGAGCUCUUCCUGAAGAAGAGAAAGCCAAAAUCAAUAAACUCGCUGAAGGUUUGACAGUGGAAAAGAACCGUCUGAUAACAGAGGUAAAUAAAUGGGAUGAGCAAGGCAAUGACAUUAUUGUGUUAGCAAAGCGGAUGUGCAUGGUCAUGAUGGACAUGAGUGACUUUGCAAGAGGUUCGGGUCCUUUAAAGACGACCAUGGAUGUUGUUAGAGCAGCUGAGAAAAUUGCGAAAUAUGGAGCUCAGAUGAACAAAUUGGCUAGUGAGAUUGCCGAAAUGUGUCCACAUAGUCACACAAGAAGCGACUUACUUGCAUAUCUUCAGCGUAUAGCGUUGUACUCACAUCAACUGACUAUUACCGCGCGUGUCAAAUCUGAUGUUCAUAUGAUCAGUGGAGAGGUUAUCAUGUCGGGAGCUGAGAACGCAACGUCUCUAAUUGAAGCUGCUAAAAACCUGAUGAAUGCUGUCAUCUUGACGUUAAAAGCAUCUUAUAUCGCUUCCACAAAACAUAGAACUGACGGAUUACAAGUUGUCAGUUGGCGCAUGCGUGCUCCUGAGAAGAAGCCGCUGUUCAAGGUUGACACUCUCAACAAAACCCGUCCUAUUCGUGCAACUGACUUUGAUGUAGCAUCCUCGCCAACUGAAGGUUUGAAUGAUUUCUUGUAAUGGGUUAAGCUUUGUACCUGGAUCCUAGUUUUAUACGUGAGAUUAUAGCUAUACACGAACCACGAAGUUUAUUUUACCCUGCCUAGAUGUAAAGUACAGUGUAUGCUACAUUGGAUGCACAAGCGAACUAGCUACCUUUUUUUUAUCUCGUCUUGAUUGGAUUUUUACCUUUUUUUAUUUGUUAUACGCAUUUUGCACCUUGACACUGUUGUAAAGUUUUAAAUGUGGAAAUUUUUUUUAUUAUUUUUUUUAUUACUUUUUUGUUGUUUACUUUCUCUUUAUUUAAGAAUAUUUUAUUGAAUUAUUUUGG
Molecule: messenger RNA, 4274 nt
Organism: Hydractinia symbiolongicarpus
Lineage: Eukaryota; Metazoa; Cnidaria; Hydrozoa; Anthoathecata; Hydractiniidae
Product: catenin alpha-2-like
Exons: 23
Coding region: 152-3964 (1270 amino acids)
Biological process (GO): cell migration; cell-cell adhesion
Cellular component (GO): catenin complex; adherens junction
Molecular function (GO): actin filament binding; cadherin binding; beta-catenin binding
Source: RefSeq, a predicted model, not a curated record